Messenger RNA from Clonostachys byssicola, 786 nucleotides. The record is from the annotation of a GenBank genome assembly. Lineage: Eukaryota; Fungi; Ascomycota; Sordariomycetes; Hypocreales; Bionectriaceae.
AUGGCCUACCUCAUUGCUGAGUGGGAUUCACCCAUUGUGAUGGACGAACCGGCAUGUCCGGAACUCGACGUGAUCAUGAGGAUGAUCAAUGACCCUAGCUUCACCAUCGACCAGGCAAUUGAUGAGAUUUGUGGUCUCACUGCUGCGGCUUCAACCGAGGAUUUUCAAGCUGGACACGCCCGCCGCUCUCUAUACCAACACAGUGGACGGAUUCAGAUGAUUCUUCAGAAUCUGGCCGUUACAAUACCUCAUUAUCGACAAUCGAGACUUAUUAAAUUUGUCCUCCGCCUCGAGAAAUCUACGGUACCAGACCCCAACCGCAGCGGGAUUGUAGGAGAUGGAGAGGACAUCUUCUGGACGAGUGUGCCUUCGUUUGCAGAGAACCUAGUCCGGCUUAUGGUUGAGCUCAACGACAACGGUGAAUUUGACCCGGCCCAAGAGAACUUGGCAGCUUUCCUUGCCCAGCUAUUCGAGGCAGGAUAUCGUGGCUGUCCAAUGGUCCCGGACUGGACCUACGCUUACACCGUAGCCGCUCUCCAAAACGGUUUCAGACCAGACAAGCGGAAUGUACGAAUGUUCUGCAUUUGGCUGAUCUAUGCCAAUAAGAAGCUCUGGUUGGAUACUCAGGGGUCCCAUGAGCUGUUCAGGCCGGAAUACUGGGAAAGAUGGAGGGCGCUCCUACUUGAUUGGCAAAGUUCCAAGCCGGAUUGGUUCUCGGAUGAGGACACGCAGAUGCUUAUAAUGCGCGCUCUGGAUACUAUGGGCAUUACCCAAGCUGAGAAUUAA